Molecule: messenger RNA, 533 nt
Organism: Gryllus bimaculatus (two-spotted cricket)
Lineage: Eukaryota; Metazoa; Arthropoda; Insecta; Orthoptera; Gryllidae
Source: the annotation of a GenBank genome assembly
AUGGUUUUAGUACAUAAUGGUCUAGAUCAGCGUGAUGAGAAGAAGAAGCGCGAGCGGCGGGACAAAGCGCCGCCCAUCGGGCUCGCAUCGGCUGCGCGGCGGGGCGGGAUUAUCGGCGAAGGGGCGCGAGCGACGCGCCAGCGACGCGCCUUCGCCAUGUUUUCGCAAUUACGCCGCUCGUUCGGCGGCUGUUAGCGCCGUUAUCUCUUCGCGUGGCCGUAAUGAGCGCUGUCACCUGCCCGCGCGCUCUCGCUACGCCGCCCCGCGAUAAUAAAAUUCUGAUAUUCUGAGUGCCGCGUUGAUGAAGCUGCUAAUCCUCGCCUGCGCCCUCGCCGGCGGCCCCGGCGGCGCGUCUCUGCUGGAUCCUCUGCGCCCACAGCGCCCCCUGGUUCGGCCCUUCGGCGACUGGUGGCGCCGCCGCUAUCGAGGUGGCGGUUGGCGAAAUAUUCAUUUUCAAUGAACGUUAUUUUGUAGCCUUGACAUACACCGUGAUGUUAUCUCAUUUGUUUUCUAUCUUUCCUUUCUAGGGCUCA